Messenger RNA from Trypanosoma grayi, 4650 nucleotides. Its product is annotated as phospholipid transporting ATPase-like protein. Gene Ontology annotation, molecular function: magnesium ion binding; ATP hydrolysis activity; ATP binding. NCBI's taxonomy places the organism in Eukaryota, Euglenozoa, Kinetoplastea, Trypanosomatida, Trypanosomatidae. The record is from RefSeq and is a predicted model, not a curated record. Gene Ontology annotation, cellular component: plasma membrane. Gene Ontology annotation, biological process: phospholipid translocation. The coding region runs from base 1 to 4650 and encodes 1549 amino acids. The transcript has a single exon.
AUGCCUAGAGUAUCUGAGUUCUGUCGUCGUUUGCGGAAUCGUGCAUGCUCGUGUUGCUCCUGCUGUGGGACUCAGGCGGAGGACGCUGAGAGUGAUACGAAUGAAGUGCCCUUUGUGGAGAUAAGUAUUCUCCGCGACGACCUCAACGCUGAGCGGAACUACCCCACCAACUCCAUCCGCACCUCCAAGUACACGUGGGCCUCGUGCUUCCCGAAAAGCCUGAUGUACCAAUUCCGCAAGGUGUCGAACGUGUAUUUCCUGCUGGUGAUGAUACUCUCCAUGAUCCCUGGUGCAAGCCCGGUCAACCCGUUCAGCAGCAUCGUCCCGUUCGUCAUUGUGCUCGGCGCCGGUAUCGUGAAGGAUCUCUGGGAGGACGGCAAGCGGCAGAAGUCGGACCGCCGUGCAAAUGAAGUGAAGGCGUUCGUGCUGCGUGGCAGCGACUUUGUCGCAGUGCCCUCACGUGACGUGCGCGUGGGCGAUGUGAUGCUGUGCCGCCUCGGUGAUGAGGUGCUUGCUGACUCCGUGGUGCUCAACACUUCCCUUUCCGACGGUCUCACUUACAUUGAAACCGCUAAUCUCGAUGGUGAGACGAACGCCAAGACGCGGCGCGCGAUGCCGCAGACGAUCGCCGCGCUUGGGACGGUGGAGGACAUCAUUGAGAAGUCUCUGCCCAGCUACGGGAUGCGGGCGCACUUCCUGGAGCACGGCUCGCUGGCCAAGUGGCGGAAGGCCGCAAAGGAUACUGUCGUCCCGGCACCAAUACCAGAUCUGCCGAAGGUGUUGCCAUGCGAGCCAAAAGCGGAAGGGUCGCCAAAGGUGCUGCCGAUGCCAUCGUUUCCGCUCCACGACAGCACAGAUGUGGCCAACGAGCCGUUCCCAAAGAAGGAUUCGGUGACGUUGGUGAAGAACUCCAGCUUUCCCCCUGGCGAAGCAGUCGGGCCACAUUCACACUUGCGUGCCAAUUCGUGCGCGGUGGGAGAGAUGCGGUGGGGCAAGAGUUGUGCGCUGCACACCCGGCAACUCACGCUUGAUGAGCGUUUUAUGGUUGGGCGGGAAAUUCCGAUGCCCCGGGACAUCUUGGGAAUGUCACGCUCUUACGAGCACCGGCAUAUGGCGCAACACUCGCGUGGGCACUUCCCACUCGGGUCGGCGGGGCAUGAGAUGACGGAACGGGCUAACGGCAGCGGGGGUGCGGCUAGCGGCUCCACCCCCGAAGAAAUAGGGAUGUCUAGCAGCACCAGCACCACCACUGAAGGCGUGGUGAUUCUCGGCGCACCGCCAUGCGCUGAGCUGUACUCGUGGAUUGGGCAGUUGAGGAUGCACGAUAGCGACCCGGUUCCACUUGGCGUGGAGCAGUUGCUCCUGCGUGGAUGUGUUAUACGUAACACAGAGUGGGUGCUCUGCGUUGUGGUGUACACGGGGAGGGACACCAAGAUGCUGCUUAACCUGCGGCCAAAACCAAUCAAGACAUCUGUGAUUGGGCGUCGCAUCAAUUUCCUCAACCUCUUCUUGCUGAUGGUGCACCAGGCGGUAUUGUUCCUGCUCUGUGGCCUCGCCGUGGCGUGGCGCAAUUCACGCCUGGAUGCCCCAGAGGGCACAAAAAGCGGCUUCUCCACGUGGUACAUUCAAUGGAAUCUUGCGCGUCAUGAUGGAGCGAGCUUUGUUGGUUUGCUAUACCUGACGAACUUCGUCUUGUUGUCCUUCCUAAUCCCGCUCUCGCUGUACGUCACGCUGGAGUUCAACAAGGCCGUUCAAAUGUACCUCAUGUCGUGUGACAGACGGAUGGCAAACUUUGAUGAAUUCAACGGGGAGCUGCGCUACUCACGACCCAAGACCUCGGAGUUAAACUGCCAGCUCGCCCACGUACGCUAUAUCUUCACGGAUAAGACCGGUACACUGACGGAGAACGUCAUGACGUACGUUGGUGGCUGCACGGCGUCUGAGAAACACGAUGAGCAGGAGAGACCUGGGGGGCUUGGCGAGUCAUUCCUGCGCUUGCUACAGCGCCAACAGAAGGUAGUGAAGCGGGAGACUUCCACUGCAGAGGACACCCGUCGAUUACGCCCGCAUCGUCUGCAGUUAGAUUGCGGUUUUGACGAAUCCUUGGUUGAGGAAGAGCCGGUGUAUCAGUACCUGCGUGCCCUCUCGCUGUGCCACUCCGUCGUUUGUUUCGAUCGCCCAACUGUAGAUGAGGCCGCCAUCGUGACACCGGUGGGCGAUGGCGGGGGUCGGUCCUUAACGUAUGACGUAAAUGAUGCCAGCUUGCGAAUGCGAAGCGGUGAAGGACGCGAGAUGGCAACUCACGCUCGGCAGGGGUCGGCUGGAAUGGGCGCGAGCAUCUCCGUCUUCCAUGCGAGCACGGUGAGCGGCGUUGGCCGCUUGCUGCACGGCCGCACUGGUAGUACGAGUUGGUUUGCGACGCGCCAUAGUGACAUGCAGGCACACCAGCGCUCCGCCACGAUGCCGCAGUCAGUGAAUGAGCUGAAGGAUUUAUCAAAGAUAUACGAAGGACAUUCACUCGACGAGAUUGCGCUGGUCACCGCAGCACGCGAUAACCUGUUCGCGUUGCAGCGUCGAACUGCAAAACAUAUGUUCGUCAAGGUAGUUAACAAGAUGGUGUGUUACGAGAUUAUUGCGGAGUUGGAGUUUACUCCACAGCGGAAGCUUAUGAGCAUUUUGCUCAUUCGUAAUCCUGACUAUGAUGAUACAGCUGCAGAUAUGCAGGGCGACGCCUCAAUCAGUUACCACCGUCGGUCAGGUACGUCCCCCAUUCAGAUGGAGCCAGCAAUAGCGCCGCGAGGGUUGAUCAAGAACGUUUUAGUAAUGCAUAAAGGGAAUACAAUUGAUGUGAACAGUUUGAGAGUACGAGAUGAGGAUGAUGAGGAUGAUGAGGAUGCACUGAAAGAUGUGAGGACCUCCGGCAAUAGUGUGAAGGAGAGGUGUCCAUACCUCCUUCUGGUGAAGGGCGCGGAUAAUUGCAUGAUGGAGAUCGUAAACCAGCGAAAUCCACGCAACGCUGAGCUUAAACCUGUGUUUCAGCAGGAAUUGGAGUCCAUGGCGCAGAAUGGCCUGCGAACACUCGUUCUAGGUCAGCGCUACGUCUCCGAGCGUGAGGUGCGGGGCUGGCUGCCGGUGUUUAACGAGGCACAGUGCAGCAUGCACGACCGCAGUGAGAAACUCCACAGCGCGUACGCGUUGAUGGAGAAGGACAUCGAUCUCGUUGGUACCACUGCGGUGGAGGAUCAGCUGCAAGAGGGUGUCCCCGAGACACUAGAGUUCUUCCUGCAGGCGGAGAUUGUGGUGUGGAUGCUCACCGGCGACAAGCGCGAGACGGCUGUGACAAUUGCCGGCACGAGCGGCAUCGUGAGCCCCGCUUUUGAGGACUGUGUGUGCCACCUCGAUGUGGCGGAUGCAUCGGCGGCGUUUCCCUCCCUCGCUGCUGCCACCGCGGACCCGUCGUUGCGGGGCGUUCUGCGCGAUCAGCUGCGAAAAGCCGCCGCAAAGUGCGACGACGCGGAGCGCAAAUACGACGGCUGCCGCGCCGUUGUGGUUGUGGUGGACGGCCGCACGCUGGACAUCAUCUUCGGCGACGACGGUGACACCCGCACCUUCUUUGACAUCGGCGUCCGCUGCCGCAGUGCUGUGUGCUGCCGCAUGACGCCGCUACAGAAGGCGAAGAUUGUUCGGAUGUUCCAGAAGAACACGAACACCGUUGCGCUGGCGAUAGGCGACGGCGCGAAUGACGUGUCGAUGAUUCAAGAGAGCCACAUCGGCGUCGGCAUCAUGGGUCUCGAGGGCUCACAGGCGGAGUUGGCGAGCGACUACGCCAUACCGAAGUUCCGCUUCUUGAAGCGGCUGCUGGUGGUGCACGGUCGUUUCUCCUUGUACCGCGACGCGCACUGCAUUGUGUUCAGCCUCUACAAGAACGUGACGCUGUCGGCUGGGCUCAUUGCGUACACCUUCUACCAGGGUUUCUCCGGCCUGCUUCUAGUAGAUUCAUGGCUACUGGCGUUGUUCAAUCUCUUCUUUUGCUCCCUGCAGCCACUGGCGAUCGGAAUAUUUGACAAGGACGUGGAGGAUGAGCUGGCAGAGUCUCUUCCGGCACUCUACCCGGCACUUUCGCGCGAACAGAUGUUUUUUAGCUGGCGUUAUAUUCUAAAGUGGCUUUUCGACGGCGUUGUGGACGGACUCAUAUUGUUCUUGGUCAUCUUCUACACUGUGGGGCAGGAGGACGACCUGUACCCGUACCGUGGUGCCGCUGUGGAGGACUACGGGAUGCUUUUUUACAUGAUGAUGCUUAUUGUGCUGAACCUGCGCGUUGCGGCACUCAUGACGUGCUACACUGCCGUCUCCACCACUGUCAUUGCCUUGGGCUUCGCCGUAAUUCCACUUCUUACGCUGGCUUACUCGGCGAUCCCGAACCUCCUCGGCUCUGACUGGUGUUUCAAUGUGGCGAAGGAGCUGAUGGGGACGGGGAGGUUUUGGCUUAUGCUGCUCUUUGCUGGUGGUGUGUUUGUGGUGUACGGCUUGGCGGUGAAUGCGUACAUGGCGCUCUUCUGGCCGUGGACGAAUGGCGGCGGGGCGAUGAAGGCGGCGUGGCGCUCACCGUACAGGCGCGAACAUCACGGGCGCAUCCAAGGCCGCCACUGA